Molecule: messenger RNA, 1704 nt
Organism: Symbiodinium sp. CCMP2456
Lineage: Eukaryota; Dinophyceae; Suessiales; Symbiodiniaceae
Source: the annotation of a GenBank genome assembly
AUGACAGCUCAGAUUUGCCUUGCGACGUGCGAUGGCCUUGCUGGGGCAAGCUUCAGCGGCCACAACUCUUCGGACUUCCUCGUGAAACAGUACAGCAUCGACGAGGAUGGCAGCUUUGAGAUGGUUCGUGCGAUCCAGGAGCUAUCAAUGCUUCAAGUACCAGAGGAAGUACUGGCCAACGCCAAAGAACAGCAGCAGCUCCUGCAGGCGGCCUUAUUUCACAUGGAAGACGUCUCCUCCAGAUCUCGCGCGGUGUUGGCACGACUCAAAGGCCAGCUCACGACCGCUGCGAGCAAAGAGCAGGUGGUGAUCCAGGAGCCAUGCUUCCCAGCAGAACCAGUCUCUACAGACGGAGAACAAGAGGCAGUGAGAAGUUCCGCCUGUUCGCAAAAUGCACCACCAGAAGCAGUGGUUGGGAAGUCUGCUCCGGACUCAGCUCGUGUGGCGACGGUUUUACAGCAGUCCAGUUUCAGGAGGCAGGCAACCAGUGGUGCUCUACGCGAUCACAUCCGUAACGAAACACGAGCCAAUAUUCCAGCUUGGUCUGAAGGUAUUGGGACAUUCCUGCAGAAAGCUGCUGUGCGAAUUGUGAACAGCUGGGUCUUUGAGCUUUAUAUUCUUGCAGCUAUUGUUCUGAAUUCAGUCAUCAUUGGGAUUGAAAGUGAGCUGCGCCUUGAUGACGGGAAUCUCGAGUGGGCUGCACCUGUGGAAGUGGUGCUGCUUGGCAUCUACACCAUUGAGAUUGUUUUGAGGGUUCUGGCUGGAGGAUCAAAGAUAUUCUGUGAAGGUUGGUUCCUCUUUGAUCUGAGUCUGGUGGUUUUCUCGUACUUGGAGCGUGUCAUUGCCGGUGUCGCCGGUGAAGCACAGCAGCAGAUUAUUGUCUUGCGCUUGCUGCGCCUCUUUCGCCUCAUCCGUUCAUUUCGCAUGGUCAAGCAGAUCAAGCCUCUGUGGCGCUUGGUGCAUGGUCUCAUGGCUUCAGCGGACACAGUACUUUCCACCUUAAUGCUGUUGUUGCUGGUACUGUAUGUGUUCGGUGUCUUGGGCCUUGAGCUCAUUGCAGUCAAUCCCCGGUUUCAGUCCGAUCCAGCUGCGAACGCGGUGAUUCGUGAGAACUUCAGCUCGCUGGGUAUGUCGAUGGUUACUCUCACUCAGUUCAUCACCAUGGAUAACAUAUCCGCGAUCUACCUCCCAAUGGUCAAGCUGGAGCCAGCGAUAUUCUUCUUCUUCGCCGUGCUGAUUCUCAUUGUAUCAGUUUCGGUGAUGAAUCUCGUGACUGCAGCCCUCGUCGAGGGAUCCAUGGAACAUGCGAGGGCAAUGCGAAAAGAGGACGACAGGAUCAGGAGUGCCAACACGAAAACCAUGCUGCCCGAGAUUCUGAAGCUGUUUGAUCUAGCAGAUGCAGAUGGGAGUGGCGAGAUAGCCAUCGAGGAGAUGCGUGAGUUCGAACGCAGCGGUCAAAUUCCGGACCAGCUUUUGGACCAAGCAUCUGUGGGCAGCAUGACUGAGCUUUUCAACGUUUUGGACGUUGACAAAUCUGGAGUCGUGACCCGCGAAGAAUUUGUUGAAGGUCUUAUGGACAUCUUAUUACGAGAUGUACCCGUAUCCCAGAUGCAGCAGCUGAAGAUGCUUCGCCUCAUAAAGGACUCCAUCUCAGAUUUGGAAAGCAAGAUGAGGUGGCUGGAGGAGCAGUCAGCGACUCUUUGA